Molecule: messenger RNA, 1857 nt
Organism: Chanos chanos (milkfish)
Lineage: Eukaryota; Metazoa; Chordata; Actinopteri; Gonorynchiformes; Chanidae
Gene: tmem204
Product: transmembrane protein 204
Exons: 3
Coding region: 342-1010 (222 amino acids)
Source: RefSeq, a predicted model, not a curated record
AGAAGAAAGGAGGGAAGUAAAAACUAAAGGACAGCAAAGGAGGGAGAAGAGGAGAGAAGUGUGUGAUGGCCGCAGCGGCUCACUGGACAAACCAGCGCGCGUGUGUAGCCCCUCACACUGAAGAGGAAGGGUAGAAAGACUGGGCGAUAAAGAAGACAAGGAUAAUAAAGGAAAAAAACAACACAAACAAGGAUGAGUGGAGAUGUUCUCUAGCUACCAUUCCUUCCAGAUUUCUACGUUUAGCCAAGGAGUGUGAGAGCAGUGGUUGUGGUUGUGGAGUGGAGAGAGGGGGCAGAGGACAGUCAGGAGCCCAGGCAGGGCUCAGUGUAAACGGGGAGCGCAUGGCAGUGCGCAGGCUGCUGGUUCUGGCUGCAGGGGUGGCGUUAUUAUCUCUGCUCCUGAACAACACAGCAGCAUUCAGCCCAAGCUGGGUCAUCCAGAUCCUGGAGGACGGGCGGCGGCGCUGUGUGGGCCUGUGGAGGACUUGCCGGGAUGAACCGAACACACUGGGACCUACACACUCUCACACACACACUCACACACAGUGCCAUGCACUCAGCUGGGGAUCUGACCUGUCAGGAUACCAAGAGUCACGCAGUACAGUGAAAUUGCAGUUUGACAUGAUGCGGGCCUGUAACCUGAUAGCUACAGUGGCACUGACAGUGGGUCAGCUAAUCUUUCUGCUGGGCCUUCUGGACCUGACCUACAUUAACCAGGAUUCCCAAUGGUGGGAGGAAGCCAUUGCUGCCCUGUUCCAGUUGGCUAGUUUCGUGUUGGUUAUUGGUCUGGUGACAUUCUAUAGAAUCGGUCCCUACACACACUUGUCAUACUCCUGCUACAUUAACAUCGCUGCAUGCCUACUGGCUACUCUGGCCGCAGCCAUUCUGAUCUGGAACAUUCUCCAUCACCGUGACGACUGCCUAGCAUCUCGUGUCAUCGUCAUCAGCCCGGCUCUGGCCUCACCCCUCAGGCCACGCCUUGAAAACGACUAUGCAGAGUCACCGUGCUGAGUCCCCACAACCUGUAGUUACACACACACACCUUCAACACUAAAUAUACAAACCGGGGACACGACAAUGGACUCUCUCUCACACUCACACUCACACACAUACACACAUACACACACACACACCUUCAACACUGAAUAUACAAACCGGGGACACGACAAUGGACUCUCUCUCACACUCACACUCACACACAUACACAAAUACACACACACACACACACACCUUCAACACUGAAUAUACAAACUGGGGACACGACAAUGGACUUACUCGACACUCACACACAUACACACACCCACACACCUUCAACACUAAAUAUACAAACCAGGGACACGACAAUGGACUCUCACUCACACUCACACUCACACACAUACACACAUAUACACACCCACCCACACACCUUCAACACUAAAUAUACAAACCGGGGACACGACAAUGGACUCUCUCUCACACUCACACUCACACACAUACACACAUAUACACACACACACACACACACACACCCACACACCUUCAACACUAAAUAUACAAACUGGGGACACGACAAUGGACUUACUCUCUCUCACACUCACAUACACACACACACACAGUUAAUACUGUCAGUGUGUGUGAAUUGUGGGACAAUAGAGAGGGAACACACACAGCAUUCCAACGAGGAUCUGAUUCCCACACAAACCUCAGUAUGUGAGCUCCGUCACACAGACGUCUGGAUGUGUGUCUCCUCAUAGAAACACUCUUGCAUUCUUCAUGUUAAUUUCUCAUUUACAAUACCCUCUGUAUUACACUGCAACAUCACACUUUACACACAACAUGGAGGAUCGACACACUGUCAAUCAAACACAUUUACACUCAC